Mytilus californianus (California mussel) is the source of this 1542-nucleotide messenger RNA. RefSeq names its product tumor necrosis factor ligand superfamily member 11-like. Gene Ontology annotation, biological process: immune response. Gene Ontology annotation, cellular component: membrane. The record is from RefSeq and is a predicted model, not a curated record. The transcript is spliced from 4 exons. Bases 269 to 1087 code for a protein of 272 amino acids. Lineage: Eukaryota; Metazoa; Mollusca; Bivalvia; Mytilida; Mytilidae. Gene Ontology annotation, molecular function: tumor necrosis factor receptor binding.
ACGCUUUAUUUGUUACAAACUAUUUUGAAUGUGGCUAUCAAGGCUAUGGAGCCAUUGAACCUGUGGAAUAUAGUAACCAUUGUUUAAGGCAGAUUUUGCAGUGCUGCUUUUUUGCAGUAGGCUAAGUUUGCUGUUGAAAAGUAUGUUAAUUGCAACAUCGACUUCAAAACUUGAUUAAGAAAGUGAUAGUGAUUUUUCAAAGCAAAAGUAAAAAAAUUACUGAAAGAAGAAUUUUAUUUGCAUUGACAAUCUGAGUUUAUGUGACACAAUGCCGCCUUCUAAACUUCAGAAGGUUUUGAAGAACAGGACAAAAGGAAUAACUUUGUUAGUUUUUACAGCAGACGUAGUUAUCUUAAUAAUAGUUUUAAUCAUUUUAUGGGUGAUGCCAGCGCCCCGUACCCCAGGGGAAGACUGUGGUUAUAUGUGCCUGCAGUGCACGACCGAUCCUAGUGGUAUAUGUUGUGGUUGCCGAGAUGUAAUUCUACAAAACUACAUGGAAAAGACCUUCGAUGAAAAACAUACUGAGAUUUCUUCCGAAUAUACAGCGAUGUUUGAAAGAACAGUUGUUAAGAUCCACAAAGGUUAUAUAGGAGAUGUGAAACCAGUUGCACAUUUGAUCGGAGAGGACCGAGACAUGCCAGCCACAGAUGAAAUAAGCAAAAACAUUCUCCCAAUCAGGAAGUGGUAUAGGGGAAACAACUGUUUGCUGUUAAAUGGUGUAACAUUAAACAAUGGCCGUGUCCGUGUUCCUGUCAGCGGAUAUUAUCAUGUAUAUAGUGCCGUGGACUUUAACUACCAGUUUAUCCGGAAUACAACACAAAAUACAAUCAAUGUACUGUCAAAGAGUCCAUGUUUAAUUCAUUCAAUAUAUAAAUCAAACAUUAAAGAAAAGAAAGGUGGCGAGAAGGAAGUGAUGUGUACCCACCACCCAUAUGAGAGAUCGGAAAACUCAAUAUUUUCCAGAUAUGAUACGUACAUCUCCGCAGAUAUUCAUCUUGAGGCAGGAGAAGAAAUUUAUGUUAAAGUAGCGAACAUUUCAUAUGCUUCAAGUCCACCAAAGAAUGUUUUUGGAAUACAUUUGAUUUAAUAGGAGAAAGUACGUACUGGUUAUAACUCUACAUGUAACAAAACACACAUACGGAUAAUUAUGAUUUACAUGUUACAAAAAAACAUACACCGACGGUUGGAAUUUAUAUGUUAAAAACACACACAUGAACAAUUAUGAUUUACAUGUAUAAAAAACACAUACACGGAGUUUUAUGAUUUACAUGUUUCAAAAACACCCACACAGAGAGUUAUGAUUUACAUGUUUCAAAAGCACAUACACACACACACUCACAAAGUUAUGAAUUUCAUGUGACAGAACGAAUGUUCAAGUAAAACAAAGUACCUUUUUAAUUAAAAUUUUUUAAUAUUUUUCGAUUUGUAAGUUCAUAAAAGAUUGUUUUAAAUACAAAGCAUUGAUAUAAAACGAUUGUUUGUGGUUAUAUGUAAUAUAUUAUAUUUCAAAGUGUUUCUUCUUAAUAAAAUUCUAAAAAUUUA